Molecule: messenger RNA, 1725 nt
Organism: Thamnophis sirtalis
Lineage: Eukaryota; Metazoa; Chordata; Lepidosauria; Squamata; Natricidae
Gene: CPN1
Product: carboxypeptidase N subunit 1
Biological process (GO): peptide metabolic process; protein processing
Molecular function (GO): zinc ion binding; metallocarboxypeptidase activity
Source: RefSeq, a predicted model, not a curated record
CAAGCUUGGAGAGCUAUCGUCUCCUGCACAAAGCUGCUUGCCACCCGGAGAAAGAUGUAUCAGUGGCUUUGGCUCCUUGGAAAAGUUCUGCUCUUGGUGAGAGUGGCUGCCUCAAUUAACUUCGUCCAUCACCGCUAUGAGGAAUUGGUGCAGGCGCUGUUCGAUGUAAGGGGCUCAUGCCCCUAUAUUACCAGGCUGUACAGCAUUGGGCGCAGUGUGCAGGGCCGCAACCUCUAUGUGCUGGAAUUCAGCGACUCUCCUGGCAUCCAUGAGCCCAUGGAGCCAGAAUUCAAGUAUGUGGCAAACAUGCAUGGGAAUGAGGUACUAGGCCGGGAACUGUUGCUCCAGCUUGCGGAUUUCCUGUGUGAAGAGUAUCGCCAUGGUAAUCCACGCAUUACACAGCUCAUCCAUGAAACACGCAUUCACCUCUUACCUUCGAUGAAUCCUGACGGAUAUGAAGUGGCAGCUGCCCAGAACCAAAGUUAUUUUGAGGAUUUCACUGGGCGAAACAAUGUCAAUGGAGUUGACCUUAAUCGUAAUUUUCCUGACCUCAACACCAUCAUGUAUUCCAAUGAGAAACAGGGUGGACCCAAUCAUCACAUCCCUUUGCCAGAUAAUUGGGAAAGCCAGGUAGAAUCAGAGACAUUGGCUGUGAUUCAAUGGAUGAAGAGUUACAAUUUUAUUCUCUCAGCCAAUCUUCAUGGUGGAGCUGUAGUUGCCAAUUAUCCCUAUGACAAAUCCCAUGAACAGAGAAUCCGUGGCAACUGGCAAGCAAAUAGCACCCCCACGCCUGAUGAUAUCCUCUUCAAAAAGUUGGCCAAGGUUUAUUCUUUUUCCCACGGAUGGAUGCAUCGGGGUACAAACUGUGGAGAUUUCUUUAUUGAUGGCAUCACUAAUGGGGCAUCCUGGUACUCACUCAGCAAAGGGAUGCAGGAUUUCAACUACCUGCACACCAACUGCUUUGAAAUUACCCUUGAACUAAGCUGCAAGAAAUUCCCGCCACAGGAGGAACUGGAAUUUGAAUGGCUGGCAAAUCGGGAGGCCCUUAUUGCCUACAUAGAGGAGAUUCACCAGGGCAUCAAAGGGCUGGUGUCAGAUGAGAACAACAACAAACUUGCAGGAGCUGUAAUUUCUGUGGAAGGAAUUGGCCAUGAUGUCACCACAGGUGAACAUGGAGACUACUUCAGGCUGCUACUGCCUGGUAAUUAUAGAGUUAUUGCAUCAGCAGAUGGUUACCAACCUCAGACUGUGAUGGUGACUGUUGGCCCAGCUCAGCCCUCACUGGUGGAUUUCCAACUCAGACAGAAACCUUUGGACAAUCCUCCUGUACCAAAGGCAUAUAAGAAAAGGUCCCACAAUAAACCGCAGCAAAAGAAAAUUGUCCCACGGGCUGCCCCAUGGCAGACACUAUGAUGAAAAUAGUCCUUGAUUAGUUAAAAGCUGAAGGAGCAUGUCUGGCAUGUAAUGUCAACAAUAGUGGCAAAUGAACUUUUUAAGAAGCACCCAACCCUCUGAUGACCCUCACAAUCAUGAAAUGCAUCUAAAGCUUUCUGCAUAUUAAAUAUAUAUUUAACUGCAUUGUGGACUGAAAACUCUUUCCAGAGGAGGACAGGCAUUAGGCUUUUCUGUUUUAUGAUAUUCUAAUCAGUCCUGUGUUUUAAUUUCUCAAGAACAGUAUAGUACUGUAGCUCAUGAGAGCCUACAUUGCCCUCUUCUGGGCACUGA